Molecule: messenger RNA, 2861 nt
Organism: Onychostoma macrolepis
Lineage: Eukaryota; Metazoa; Chordata; Actinopteri; Cypriniformes; Cyprinidae
Exons: 11
Coding region: 1372-2685 (437 amino acids)
Source: RefSeq, a predicted model, not a curated record
CACAUACGAUUUCCCUGAUGCCAAAGGAACUUUCCAGGUUCCAGGUGUAAAUUGAAGUAAUUGCCCUGAAGUGUUAUUAUUGCAACGAUUUGCACAGAAAGUAUUUUUAUAUUAUGCAUCAACACUCAUUACAAUAAACAGUCAGUUGACUUUAAUGUAAGCAAGUUGCUCUGUAAGAUCUGAAUGCUCAUAUAUGUGACCUUGGACCACAAAACCAUUCAUAAGUGUCAAUUUUUCGAAAUUGAUACUUAUACAUCAUCUGAAAGCUGAAUAAAUAUGCUUUCCAUUGAUGUAUGGUUUGUUAGGAUCGGACAAUAUUUAGCUGAGAUGCAACUACUUGAAAAUCUGGAGUCUGAGGGUGCAAAAAAAUCAAAAUACAGAGAAAACCGCCUUUAAAGAUGUCCAAAUUAAGUUCUUAGCAAUGCAUAUUACUAAUCCAAAAUUAAGUUUUGAUAUAUUUACGGUAGGAAAGUUACAAAAUAUCUUCAUGGAACAUGAUCUUUACUUAAUAAUACACAGCAAAAUCACCAGAGUUAAAAUCCUGGUGUUAUGGUGUUUUAGAGUAAAGUGUUAAUGUUAUGGUGUUGAAUUAACACGGAUGGUGUAAAAGGGAUACUCUGACUGGUGAAACUACUGAGAGUCUGUCCUCAUUAACACUGGUGGUAGUGCGAUUUUACAUUCGGGACAUUUACGUGGUGCCGGCUUCAACCAGCAAAAACUCUUCUUGCUGAUGCCAUUUUAUUUGAAUCGCCACCAGGAGCGAAGAAGCAUGUGUUUUUUUAACUGGAAACAUACAGAACGAUUAUUAUACAUUUAUAAUUGGAGAAGUGCAUAAAGUAAGUGAUGUAUUUCAUAAAGUUAUGUAAAUCAUUGUUUUCGAUCGAGUUUAGGGUUACUUAUAAAAGUCUGUUCAAAUUUAUUUGAUAUGGAUUAUAAUUCUUGACCUGGUUGAUUGAAACAACUAACAAAGGUAUUUAAUAGGUCAGUGUAAUUGAUUUUUUUAUUUAUUUGUACAUUUUGUUAAAUGUCAAGUUCGUGUAGCGUUGAGGGCUUGCUGUGCGCACUGAAAGUUUUCUCACAGAUGCCAUUUGCUUCGACUCACGUCGCAGACGAGGCCAGUGCUCCAGUGCUGGAAAUGUCGACGUUCAGGCUGCAGAGCAUAUAAGACGGCCUACGUUACGUUACAAACUGGGGAAAAAACGCAGAAGCAACCUCGUUUUCCCAGGAGGUCUCCCAUCCAGGUACUGACCAGGCUCAACCCUGCUUAGCUUCAGUGGGCAACCAGUCUUGGGCUGCAGGGUGAUAUGGCUGUAAGAUGAUGAUGAACGAACGACUCAAACCCGAAGACUUGUCAGAUAAGAGGUUAACGCCAUGUUUGUGAAAGUGCAGUUCAAAGACUCCAAGAAAUUCAUAAAGUUGCAGAAUGGAUUCACUUAUACAGAUUUCAUAAAUGUAGUGCGAAGCAGAUUUGAUUUACAGACUGGAGCAGACUUGAGGAUGUAUGAUGAGUCCCACAUUGAAAUUGAUCAAGACAUUUUGGAAGAGUUGCUAGAAGCAAACCCAAAAUCAACACAAAUCAUAAAAGAUCAUAGUGAAGAGGAAGCAGCCAGCUCUUGCACAGAUACACUGACAAGUCAUUCAUUUAGUGAACAAGAUGUGCCCUCUGAAAGACGUUCCAAAAGGCUCAAAACAUCACAGCAAGAUGACAGAGUUGGAGCAGCGGAGGAGCAAAGAUCAGCAAAGGAGAUGGUGCUAGCUGCCUUAAAAGAAAAAUCAAAAGGAGAUGAAAUCCGUGAAGAGUACAAGGCCACCAAUACUUUGUCAAAUGAGAUGAGAAGAGCACUUGUCAACAUACUGGUGGGGCACAUGACAGAGAGACAGCUACAAGGGAGGAUUCCAACCCAGAAGCAGAGAGAGCACUAUGCCCUUGGAAUUGUGAAUUUGUUUCCAUCACUGAAAGACCCAUUUUCCAAGAAGGGAUAUGAGCACUUUUAUGAUGCAGCAAGUGGAAGUGCAAAUCUUGCUUGGUGUUUAAAAACCGUUCAAAGAAACAACUCUCGUCACACUGAAAGUAAGAAUAAGCCUAACUCUGAACAAGGAGGUCCAAACAUCAGGAGAGACAUUAGCUUAGAACAUCAGCUUGAGGGAGAUGCUCUUGUGGAGGCCAUUUCACUUCUUGCUCAUACAGGAGUUGAAGAAACCAUUUUUGAAAAGAUGAGACAGACAUUUCACCAGGAACUUGUUCACAAUGCAGAUAUGGCAACAAAUAUUCUAAAAACCUUUCCAAGGUUUUUAGACACCAAAGGAUUGGUGAACCAAGAUUUUGUUCUUCUGUUCGAUUUGGACACAUCCUCCAAGCUCUUGGAAAGGUGGGAUGGAACCUUUAAGCCAAAAAUCAUUCAAGAAGCAAGAAACUUGACUAAGACAUCUCCUGAGCAACGUCUCCUGAUGUCAGCUGAGAAAACCCCUGAGAAUGCCAAAGAUUCAUGUAGGCAAAAAUUGUCAAUAAAUCUGAUUAUAGUCAUGCUUUUUGUCGCAUUCCACACUAUAGAGUAUAUUGUUCCUUUUUUGUUGUUGCUGGGUUUUUUUUUUUUACCACAGACUGGGACAGUAAUUUAUCUACACUGCUUUUACUGGUUCACCCUCUUCCACCAUCUGCUGGGCGAAAGAUGGCUGCAAAAAUAAGUGCCUCUGAUGCAGUUGAGAAACUUGUGGUGUUUCAGAAGUCAUGCUGCAGCACGAUGAGCACCUGGGGAAAAGCCAAAGUCAUCAACCAUAUCUUCUAGCCAGGGGGAGGAGUCGAGACAAGAUUGACAGCUACUACAUUGCUCUGGAUAACAAGCUUAUUCCCUUGUCAGACG